GUGGUAACCACCAAUAGGCACUAGCACGUUUGUCAAUUGUUUAUGUUUACUUACCAUCAAAUAUUUUAUAAUAAUGCACCGGCCGCAACAGAGACCGCAUCACAACAUCGCUGAGCUGUUCGCGGAAGCACGAUCGGAUUUCGUUCGGGUCAGCGCUCCAAUGGUCCGGUACAGUAAGCUGGAAUUUCGGCGUCUAGUCCGAUUAAAUGGUGUGCAACUCGCGUUUACGCCCAUGAUGAUCUCAGACUCCAUUAACAACAGCGAAAAGGCCCGCCAGAACGAGUUCUCCACGGGUGCGGAUGACCAGCCGCUGAUUGCUCAGUUUGCGGCCAAGGAUCCUACGGAAUUUGUCACCUCCGCCCAGCUCAUCUAUCCGUAUGUUGAUGGCAUCGAUUUAAACUGUGGCUGUCCACAAAGCUGGGCAAUGGCUAAGGGCUACGGUUGCGGAAUGUUGCGCCAGCCGGAGCUAGUGCGUCAAGUGGUCCAGGAGGUGAGGCGCGCACUGCCCGCUGAUUUCAGUGUCUCGGUGAAGAUGCGUCUGCUGGGAGGAGAGCAGUCUUUGGAGCGCACUAUCGAUUUAGCCCGCCAGUUGGAACAAGCGGGUGUCACCUUCCUAACACUUCACGGACGGACGCCAGCCCAAAAACACUCUAAGGACACGCUAGACAUCCCAGCCAUGGCCGAGGUGCGCAAGUCCCUGCAAAUCCCUCUGAUAGUCAACGGCAAUGUGGAGAGCUAUAGAGAUGCCUGCGAUAUGCAUGAUCAGACAGGAGCAGCUGGUGUAAUGGCUGCCCGAGGCCUGCUUGCCAAUCCGGCUCUCUUCAAUAGCAUCUAUCCAGAUGCCAAAACCACGCCAUUGUCCUGUGUACAACAAUGGCUAGAUAUAGCAUCUGCUGCGGGGAAUAAUCUGCUGUUUCAAUGCUUUCAUCACCACCUCACCUUCAUGUGGAGCGCUCAAAUAAAGCGAGAUCUACGAGUGCAAUUUAACAGCUUGGGUUCCAAAGAACAGGUCGUGGACUUUCUGAAGGAACACUACAAUCUGGAAUAUAGUGAGGAUGACUCAACCUCGGCUGACUACACGGAUUGCACGUACAACCAUUUUACACCACCCAAACACGCCCGGCACAUUGCCGCCGAGUCGGAUGAGCAGGCCUGGAGUUCAAAUAGCGACGGAAAGUUUUUUACGGAAUUCAGAGCACACCAGUUGACUGGAACUGGUGGGGAAGAUUUGGAACUGGGAGGACUCUUCGGCGAGGAGUAAAUUGUUUUAUAAAUAUAUUCCUUGUUGGGUGGGAUUGAAGGUUGUACAGAACAAAUUAAAAUAGGUUGAUAUUUUAUAUACUUACAUUUUUAUACAAUGUAAUUAUAUUGAAAAACAAUCGAAAA
Messenger RNA from Drosophila yakuba, 1386 nucleotides. It is a transcript of the gene Dus4, whose product is annotated as tRNA-dihydrouridine(20a/20b) synthase [NAD(P)+]-like. Gene Ontology annotation, molecular function: tRNA dihydrouridine synthase activity; flavin adenine dinucleotide binding. The record is from RefSeq and is a predicted model, not a curated record. NCBI's taxonomy places the organism in Eukaryota, Metazoa, Arthropoda, Insecta, Diptera, Drosophilidae. The transcript has 2 exons. Bases 74 to 1261 code for a protein of 395 amino acids. Gene Ontology annotation, biological process: tRNA processing.